AUGGAGGCAAGUACGAGUAGCGGUACGCGUACUACGCGAUUUAUGAUGGAAGGUGUCGGUGCAAGAGUGAUUCGUGGUCCUGAGUGGAAAUGGGGCAAACAGGACGGUGGAGAAGGACAUGUAGGAACUGUCAGGAACUUUGAGUCGCCAGAAGAAGUCGUUGUCGUGUGGGAUAAUGGCACAGCUGCUAAUUAUAGAUGCUCAGGAGCCUUCGAUUUGAGGAUAUUGGAUUCUGCUACCACUGGUGUUAAACAUGACGGUACCAUGUGCGAUACGUGCAGACAACAGCCUAUUUUUGGUAUCAGAUGGAAGUGCGCUGAGUGUGGGAACUAUGAUUUAUGCUCAAUUUGUUAUCAUGGUGAUAAACAUCAUUUAAGACAUAGGUUUUAUCGUAUUACUACUCCUGGCGUUGAUUGGCAGUGGGAAGAUCAAGAUGGUGGUAAUGGCAGACGAGGUAAAGUCAAUGAAAUACAAGAUUGGUCUGCUGCUAGUCCAAGAUCUGCUGCGUACGUUAUUUGGGAUAAUGGAGCUAAAAAUUUGUACAGAGUUGGCUUUGAGGGAAUGGCUGAUCUUAAAGUAGUAAAUGACGCGAAAGGCCAAACUGUUUAUCGGGACCAUUUACCAUUGCUUGGAGAACAGGGUCCUGGACGACCUGGGCCACAUGGAUUACAGAUUGGCGAUCAAGUUAAUGUUGACCUGGAAUUAGAAAUAGUCCAGUCGCUGCAGCACGGACACGGCAGCUGGACCGAUGGAAUGUUCGAGUGCCUUGGUACAACCGGUACUGUUGUAAGCAUCGAUGAAGAUCAUGAUAUCGUUGUAUCUUAUCCCAGCGGUAAUCGAUGGACAUUUAAUCCAGCUGUAUUAUCUAAAGUUCAAACCCCAGUAUCUGCUGGUACAAGUACCGCCACUGAAAAUCAAGCAUUUGCUGUUGGUGAUUUAGUGCAAAUUUGUAAUGAUUUAGAAAAAAUUAAACUGCUGCAGCGCGGUCACGGCGAGUGGGCAGAAGCAAUGGCUCCAACUCUUGGAAAAAUUGGGCGGGUUCAGCAAAUUUAUCACGACGGUGAUUUGAAAGUCGAAGUGUGUUGUACUUCAUGGACGUAUAAUCCUCAGGCAGUUGUUAAAGUUGCCAGCAGCGAUAGAAGUAUGCCUGGAAAUAAUAGCGGAGAACGAUUGUCAGCUUUAUUGAAAAAAUUAUUUGAGACUCAUGUGUCGGGUGACGUGAACGAGGAGCUCGUUAAAUCCGCUGCCAAUGGCGACGCUGUGCAGAGUGAAGAAUGCCUGAAACGUUUAGACGCGGAUGUCAAUGGAGUAUUUUCGGGUCACACGGCAUUACAAGCUGCCAGUCACAAUGGUCAUCUAGAUGUUAUUAAAAUACUAUUGCGGUACAAGGCCGAUGUUGAAAUCGAGGACAAAGAUGGUGAUCGUGCUGUUCAUCAUGCAGCAUUUGGAGAUGAGCCUGGUGUAAUGGCGUUGGUAGCUGGAGCGGGAGCUGAUUUGAAUGCCCGGAAUAAACGGCGUCAAACUGCACUUCAUAUCGCUGUCAAUAAAGGGCACGCAGGUGUUGUACGAACUUUAUUGGAAUUGGGUUGCCAUCCAAGCCUUCAGGAUGCUGAAGGAGAUACUCCACUUCACGACGCUAUUUCCAAGAAAAGAGAUGACAUGCUAACGUUGUUAUUGGACCACGCUGCAGACAUUACUCGUACUAACAAUACCGGUUUUAAUGCUUUACAUCAUGCCGCUCUCCGUGGAAACCCAAGGUAA
Molecule: messenger RNA, 1761 nt
Organism: Cotesia congregata
Lineage: Eukaryota; Metazoa; Arthropoda; Insecta; Hymenoptera; Braconidae
Source: the annotation of a GenBank genome assembly